AUGAUCCCCUCUACGUUUGCCCCAAGCAUCUCGCGGCGAGAUACAGCCAAGUCCGGUGGUGGAUUUGAAGGGGGAUAUGGCAUCCCACCUCCAGUCAUCAGCGGAGGGGGCCUUCUCGGCCCGCAAAGUGCAGGCGCGAUCUAUCAACAUAUCCAUGAAAUGGCCGCGAAACGGAUAGCGACUCUCGACUAUUUGAGAAAGGCUCACGAAGGACGAGUUUAUUGGUUUAAUACUGUGCAUUUCUCCCGGGCUGACAUCGCCCGCCUGCCAUACUUUGAAGCCCGGAAACUUUCUCGCCGCGCAAUCAAUUAUCUGCUUCUAGGCUUGUCAUUGCCAACAAUCCUAGAUGUUAACUCCACGCCGUUCGAGUAUGUACGUGCCCUGAAUGCUUUAUUACUGGAAUUCGAAACAUUCCAGCAAGUGCAUCCCCCAGAUGGCAGCUCCUCGUCAAGUCUUGCAAGGGCCCGUAUACCCCAAAUGUUCAAGCGGGCGACACAUACAGGUACCAAGACCCGACGUGCGAGCUCUGCAAACGAGAUCGGACUCCCAAUGCAAUCCAGCGACCCAUCAGAUCUGAAGAGCACGGCAGGGAAUCUCGGGUCGGCUUCCUCUGCGGCGGCCUCGGUCACCUCCUUCCCACUCACAGAGUCUUCGGAUCUUCUUCCUGGCGAGGAGUAUACUUAUCUUCUCACGCCAUCGUUGCCAUUCGAGCCGGACUUCUUUGAGACAUUUGCAACCUUAUGUGAUGUCUUGAUUGACACUUAUAGCCGGCUCACUGCUCUAGUAUCAUCUCCAGCUGUCUGCACGGUGGCCCUGGGCGAAACAUUUUCCAAAGCAGAUGCCAGGUUACGAAAGAUCAUGGUGGCCGGCGCAGUGCGUGAGUUCGAAGACGCGAGCCGAAAUGGCGUCAAGAGCGAAGUUGCUGGGGUCAGUCGGGUGGUACUUGGUGGUUUAUUGGGAUAA
Penicillium concentricum is the source of this 963-nucleotide messenger RNA. RefSeq lists its product as uncharacterized. Lineage: Eukaryota; Fungi; Ascomycota; Eurotiomycetes; Eurotiales; Aspergillaceae. Bases 1 to 963 code for a protein of 320 amino acids. The transcript has 2 exons. The record is from RefSeq and is a predicted model, not a curated record.